This is a messenger RNA of Baudoinia panamericana UAMH 10762, 2760 nucleotides long. RefSeq lists its product as uncharacterized. The coding region runs from base 229 to 2322 and encodes 697 amino acids. The record is from RefSeq and is a predicted model, not a curated record. The transcript has a single exon. NCBI's taxonomy places the organism in Eukaryota, Fungi, Ascomycota, Dothideomycetes, Mycosphaerellales, Teratosphaeriaceae.
CAGUCACAAAGGUUCUGUACUCGACACGGUAGAGUAUGUUCUCAUUGUCUCCUUGUUCCGUUUCCUGCUUCUCUGCGCAGCAUUCCCGACCCGCAUGCGGCGAAAUGCGACGGAACAGACAAAGAACCGGAGCUCUCUCAAGCAACAUGGACGGGCUCGACAACAUCGUGUCCACCAUGCCGACCGCAAGGGGUCUUCGUAAACCGAGCCUAAUCUCUGCGCGACACCAUGCACCCGGUCGGCUACACCAGUGCGGACCGCCUCGAGUCGCCACUCAACGAGACCUUCCUACCAUCCAGGGACAGACUUAUUGAUACGGAGACGGACCAAGAUCUACCGCCAAUGCGGGCGCAACGGGAGCUACCACGCAGUAGUCGUGCCGCAGAGAAGGCGCCAACUGAGCCGCCAAUAACCUAUGAUCCUACGCGGCCAAGCAAGUUGGCGGAUCGCAGGCACAGGAGUCCGCUAGCUGUUCGCACCUCCGUGGCGAAGGCGCGAGUAGGCGGCGCCGUUGAAGGCGUGGCAGGGAAGGACGAUGCGGUCGAGGUUGAUGCCGAGGCUGCAGAAGCGCGAACCCCGGAGGAGGAGGAGCCGUCGUCCGGCGACCUGCUGUUGCGUUUGGAGUCUGUAGUGCCGGAAUUGGCGGGCUUGAUGAGGCAGCGCAUUGAGGAGAAGAAUGGAGUCAUUGAGCGAUUGAUUGGCAUGGUUGCUACGGAGCAGAAGAAGGGCGCACGUUCUUCGGCCAUUGGCGAGAAUGAAAGCAUGGUUAGCGAGACGGGCGUACGUGGGCCGCUUACUGCGUGGGCAGCUACGAAUAAUGCGAACAACGGCCAGGCUGCUCUCGAGAAGCUGAAUGACAUGAAUGAGUUGUUCGAACAAGCGCCACUGAAGCUUCAGCCACUCCAAAGCGCCCAACAUGCCCUACCAAAGCAGCCCGGGCAGCGCAGCAAUGUCAGCGAGAGCCUUGAGAUCAAGAUCAAAUUCAAGCUCGCGCCGGCAGUCUAUCUGCUAGCCCAACCGGAUCCCGAUGCCAGAAUGGUGGCCUUAGCUCUCGCCGCCGUACGCUCCGCCUGGUACCUCGCCCGCGAGCAUGCAGAUAAGCCGCUCAUGGGAGUCUGCGCUUACUACUAUGGUGUCUGCAAAGUCGCUCGGUCCUCUCUUGACGGCAAGCCAGACGGGGCAGCGAUAAGAUGGUUUGAGAGUGCCAUCACCGAUGCACAGGGCCAUCGGGAGGCCGAAUGGGCUACCCAAUGGUCCGCGAAGUAUGCAGAGGCGACGAAGAAGGAAGGAAGUGUGAGCAGUGGGAGUACUGGGAGUUGGCUCGCUUUCGCCGCGGGAGGCAAGCGUACGGAGAAUUCGUUCAAUGUUUUCAAGACGGUCGAUUAUGAUGUGAGACCGGGAACGGCGGACAGCAAGGCUAGCGGGGUCAGUCCGUCUGCGAUGCAGCCACCGGACAGUGCUGGCAGCUGGGUGUCGUCGACAUGGAAGGAAGUAAGUCGACUGAUGAAGGGUCGCGACGAUGACAGUCCGGUAUCACAUCCGUCUGCGCUGGAGAAGCCUCUCGCCAUCACGAAGCAGAAGCCAGCUCCUCUAGCUGCGACGGGCAUCCGUCAGCUUACGCAGCUACCUCGUUCACAGGCGCACCUGAAGAAGGCGAGAGGAGGUGAGCGGAUUCCUGACUUUAAGAGCGAGCAUACGGAGUCCGAAGAUUUUGACCACCAUGGCUUGACGUGGUCGAAGAGGCGCCCUUUCGGUAAGGGGGAGGUUCUGCCCGGACAGACGUUUGACCUGGUCGACAGUCCUGUCACCACGAGUGACUUCGACCCGGCAACAGCGAGCUCUGACGACAAGGGCAGAUUCGGCCCACUGCGAAUCAUCAACGGUUCGCCUACAACAUCAUCACUACCCUUCGGACUGCCUCAUCCGCCCAAGACAAGCCCAAAGAAGGCGCCAGAAGCAGGUGCCUUACCCACGUACAACCAGCCACUUUCGUCGCCCCUGAUCUCGCCACGUGGCCACUCGAAGAAGAAGUCCUUGGCCUUCUCCCUGGCCUCGGGCAGCAAAUCGAAAGAAGGAUCACCGCAAGCUUCGCCGAAAGCUACGUCGCCGACGGCUACUGCCAGCGACCUCGCACGUCGGGCUAGUCGUGCGUUUCAUAUGGCGAUAGUAUCGACGGGGAGGGAUGCGCGAGAGGGUCCGCCGGACGAGCAUUUAUUGGCGGAGGAAGGGCAUAGUCCGUACCGGAAGACAUUCGCGAGGGAUGAGGGUGACGAGCAUCUGGCACCUAGGCAGGAGUCGUAUAGUGCUGAAGAGAUGGUGUGAUAAGACGGAAUGAGAUUCGUAGAAAGAGAUUACCUGCCGCGCAAUGCUCGCGUGAGUUAGAACAGUUGUUCGGGUCUUCGUUGGGAGAAUUGGUGAUGCUAUAUGUUUUAUGUUUGGAAAGUUUCACGUGAUACGUUAUGGGCAAGGUUGGUCGAACUUUCGUGCUCCCGAUUGUUCAAUCAAUUCUAAUCAUCAUCAGGUGUCCGAGUGGUUAUGGAGCUGCGUUUAGGCCUACCUAAGCAGAAUCCGCAGUGGCUUUGCCUCGUGGGUUCAAAGUACGUUGCUUCACCAAAAAUGUAUAUACUGUGCCUUUGCUAAUUGUGUGAAGUCCCACCCUUGUCAAGAUCAACCGCUUCUUUUUGCCAUUAUACCGUACUCGUCAAUCAGAUCAAAUUCUGAAUGCAUGUACUCUUGGUGAUUGGUGCCGCUUCUCACUUG